CCCACUGCUACCACCCAAGGAGUGCACGAUGGAGAAGCUUCUUCCAGGUGUCCUGCUCCUCGUCUUCCUCUCAGAGGGGAUGACACAUUCAGACUUGGGAGGGAAGGCGUUUAUUUUCCCCGAAGAAUCAAACACAGCCUAUGUGUCCCUGAUCCCCAGGUUGAAGAAGCCGCUGAAGAACUUCACGCUGUGCCUGAAAGCCUUCACAGACCUCAGCCGCUCUUACAGCCUCUUCUCCUACAGCACCAAGUCCAGGGACAACGAGCUGCUUCUCUUUGUCAGCAAAGUAGGAGAGUACAUGCUGCACGUGGGGAAUGCUGCGGUCACCUUCAAGGUCCCCCCGUCUCCUUACGCUCCAGUCCAUCUCUGUGCCAGCUGGGAGUCUGCCUCUGGGAUUGCUGAACUCUGGGUGAACGGGAAACCCAUGGGGCGGAAGGGUUUGCAAAAAGGGUACUAUGUGAAGCAAGAGGCAAGCAUCAUCCUGGGACAGGAGCAGGAUUCCUUUGGGGGAAGUUUUGAUGCAAAACAGUCCUUUGUUGGGGAGAUAUGGGAUGUGUCCUUGUGGGAUCGGGUGGUCCCCCUCAGGGAUAUGUGCGCCUCGUGUUACAGUGGCAACGUCCUGAGUUGGCAGGCCCUGACUUAUAAAGAUAAGGGCUACGUGGUGGUUAAGCCCAAGUUGUGGGCUUAAGCCUCACUCUCUGCCGACAUGAUUUCUGUUUAAUAAUACACAUUCUCUUUGAAAUGA
This is a messenger RNA of Camelus dromedarius (Arabian camel), 745 nucleotides long. Its product is annotated as mucosal pentraxin. The record is from RefSeq and is a predicted model, not a curated record. The transcript has 2 exons. NCBI's taxonomy places the organism in Eukaryota, Metazoa, Chordata, Mammalia, Artiodactyla, Camelidae. The coding region runs from base 29 to 688 and encodes 219 amino acids. Gene Ontology annotation, molecular function: complement component C1q complex binding. Gene Ontology annotation, biological process: innate immune response.